Molecule: messenger RNA, 1406 nt
Organism: Lacerta agilis (Sand lizard)
Lineage: Eukaryota; Metazoa; Chordata; Lepidosauria; Squamata; Lacertidae
Gene: NMRK1
Product: nicotinamide riboside kinase 1
Exons: 9
Coding region: 230-865 (211 amino acids)
Cellular component (GO): cytoplasm
Source: RefSeq, a predicted model, not a curated record
CUUUUGGGUCAGAGCAGAACCAAACUGUGCCAUUGACAAUUGGGUAGAAUACAACUCACAGAAACUCUUCUUUCCUAUGUAGCAUUCCCCUUUGAUGUAUAUUUGUCUUUGUUUUGGACCCAUGCACUGCUGACCUGGAAUCUUAACUUGCGUCACUGUCUAUACAACAGAGUUCAAAGCCCUUCAUCUUUGGAUAGUUGGCAAAUGCCUUGGCAGCAGCUGUUUCCGAAUGGGUUGUGAAAGAACUGUGAAAAUGUUGGUCAUUGGACUUGGAGGUAUAACAAAUGGAGGGAAAACAACUCUGGCAAAAAGGCUUAAGAAACAGCUUCCAAACUGUACUAUACUCUCUCAAGAUGACUAUUUUAAGCCAGAAUCUGAAGUGGCUGUAGAUGACCGUGGAUUUUUGCAGUAUGAUGUACUUGAUGCCCUGCAUAUGGAAAAAAUGGUGGCAGACAUACGCUCUUGGAUGACAAACCUUCAAGACUCUGCAUUGACAAGGCCACUGCAUGAUAAUCAAAAGGGAGUAAAAGACACCCAUGUCUUAAUUGUUGAGGGCUUCCUUCUGUAUAACUACAAGCCUCUCAGUGAUAUAUGGAAUAAAAAGUAUUUCCUAACAAUUCCUUACGAAGAAUGCAAGAAGAGAAGAAGCACACGAAUCUAUAACCCACCAGACCCCCCUGGAUACUUCGAUGGGCAUGUAUGGCCAAUGUAUCUGAAACAUAAGAGAGAGAUGGAAGAAAAUGAAUCUGGCAUCGUUUAUUUGGAUGGAACUCAAUCACAGGAAGACCUUUAUUCAAGGCUAUACAAUGAUAUAGCACAAGAAUUGGAAAAGUCAAAUGAUCGUGGUGCUAUUGUGCAUGUAUAAAGCCUUGGCCUCGAUGAGAGCAAUAACAAACCCCAUACAUGAAUAUUUUAAUAUGUUGUGGCUAAAACAAUGUUUUAAGAAGCAAACUGAAGCCCUUCCAAAGCAGUACUGAAAUGAUAACAUAUGUGACAUUCUCAUGGAUAUGCUUUCCAGCUAGUUUAUUUGGAGUUACUGUUCUCUUGCAAUGGUGCCAUCCAUUUGGAAUCAAAACCCUAAAACUUUCAGAGUUUACUAAGAAUGUUUGGACAGAAGAGAAAUUAUGUUUCAUCUCAUAGAUGCUUCCUUCCAGGUGCUCAACAGUCUCUCCUCCUUCCUUAAUGCAACAGUGGAGCUAGACACAUCCACUGUCCUUUUCCUCAACGUAACAAAGAGGGGCAAACUUUCUAUUACCCUGCCUGCCCUUCAGUGUUUUCCGCUCCACUCUCCUGAAUGCAUCCUUUGUGAUACGUCUGUUCCUCCAAUGUGAAUGGCAUUGCAAGCAAGGCACCCUUCAAUGGAGCAUCAGGAUACUUUUGUAAGGCUCAGUAACUUAAACAUAUUU